CGACCGCCAUCUGCGCGCGAGAGGGAAGAAGAACCGAGUGGGUAGCGGGGGGGGGGCGAUUACCAGGAUUAGGCACCGCCGCUGCCGAACUGCUAACAGAAACCGUGGCAGCAAAUUAAUUAUACAGUUGAUGUAAGACUGCUGUAACAGAUCGCAGGAGAACACCAGGAUCGUCACAUAAACAUCGCGGCUCUAGGCCUCGGGACACAGCCAUCGAUUGAUUGGGACGGUGAGUCAAGGGAGACCCGGUUAAAACCUGCCCCGAAAGAGGAAGCGGCCUGGAGUGAGCUACACCCGGAACGAUAGCAUGGCGGCGUCGGUCGGUGGUGUGACCGACAGCACAGGGUUAGCAGAACUGGCGCAUCGUGAAUACCAAGCUGGAGAUUUCGAAGCAGCUGAGAGGCACUGCAUGCAACUUUGGAGACAGGAGCCUGAUAACACUGGUGUGCUGCUACUUCUCUCCUCCAUACAUUUCCAGUGUCGCAGGCUGGACAGGUCUGCUCACUUUAGCACUCUGGCUAUCAAACAGAACCCCAUGUUGGCAGAGGCCUACUCGAACUUGGGUAAUGUCUAUAAAGAGCGUGGACAACUUCAGGAGGCUAUUGAACAUUAUCGACACGCCCUCCGGCUCAAACCAGACUUUAUCGAUGGGUACAUCAACCUUGCGGCAGCACUGGUUGCAGCAGGAGACAUGGAGGGAGCAGUGCAAGCCUAUGUAUCUGCUCUACAGUACAACCCUGAUUUGUAUUGUGUUCGCAGUGACCUGGGGAACCUCCUUAAAGCCCUGGGUCGCUUAGAAGAAGCCAAGGCUUGUUACCUGAAAGCGAUUGAAACUCAGCCAAACUUUGCUGUUGCCUGGAGCAAUCUUGGAUGUGUGUUUAAUGCCCAGGGAGAGAUCUGGCUAGCUAUCCACCACUUUGAAAAGGCUGUUACCUUGGAUCCCAAUUUCUUGGAUGCUUACAUCAAUUUGGGAAAUGUCCUGAAGGAGGCUCGCAUUUUUGACAGGGCUGUUGCUGCAUACCUGCGUGCUUUGAGUCUGAGUCCUAAUCACGCAGUUGUUCAUGGAAACCUGGCUUGUGUCUAUUACGAACAAGGGCUGAUUGAUUUAGCCAUUGACACAUACAGAAGAGCCAUUGAACUGCAACCCCACUUUCCAGAUGCCUACUGUAACCUGGCUAAUGCACUGAAGGAGAAGGGAAAUGUUGCUGAAGCAGAGGAAUGCUACAACACGGCACUGCGUCUCUGUCCCACACAUGCGGACUCUCUCAACAACUUAGCAAAUAUCAAGAGGGAACAAGGGAACAUUGAGGAGGCUGUACGAUUGUACCGGAAAGCUCUAGAGGUGUUUCCAGAAUUUGCAGCUGCCCAUUCGAACCUGGCCAGUGUGUUGCAGCAGCAGGGUAAACUGCAGGAGGCGUUAAUGCACUAUAAGGAGGCUAUCCGAAUCAGUCCAACCUUUGCUGAUGCUUACUCAAACAUGGGGAACACACUCAAAGAAAUGCAAGAUGUACAGGGUGCCUUGCAGUGCUACACAAGAGCAAUUCAGAUAAAUCCUGCAUUUGCUGAUGCUCACAGCAACCUGGCCUCAAUCCAUAAGGAUUCAGGAAAUAUUCCAGAAGCUAUUGCUUCUUACAGAACUGCCUUAAAGCUAAAGCCAGACUUCCCAGAUGCCUAUUGUAAUCUGGCGCACUGCUUGCAGAUUGUAUGUGAUUGGACAGAUUAUGACGAGCGGAUGAAGAAAUUGGUCAGUAUCGUAGCUGACCAACUGGAGAAAAAUCGACUGCCAUCCGUGCAUCCACACCACAGCAUGCUGUACCCGCUGUCUCAUGCCUUCCGUAAAGCCAUUGCUGAGAGACAUGGAAAUCUCUGUCUUGACAAGAUUAAUGUGCUUCACAAGCCACCAUAUGAACAUCCAAAAGAUUUGAAAUCUAGUAAUGGACGUUUGAAAAUUGGUUUUGUGAGUUCAGAUUUUGGGAACCACCCCACCUCUCAUCUGAUGCAGUCAAUCCCUGGGAUGCACAAUUCUGAAAAAUUUGAGGUUUUUUGCUAUGCAUUGAGCUCUGAUGAUGGCACUAAUUUUCGUGUGAAGGUAGUUGCUGAAGCUAAUCAUUUUGUGGACCUAUCCCAGAUCCCAUGCAACGGCAAAGCAGCCGAUCGUAUCCAUCAAGAUGGAAUUCACAUUCUUGUUAACAUGAAUGGAUACACUAAAGGAGCACGGAAUGAACUGUUUGCUCUCCGUCCAGCUCCUAUACAGGCAAUGUGGCUCGGUUAUCCUGGAACAAGUGGAGCGCCAUUCAUGGAUUACAUUAUAACUGACAAGGAAACAUCACCACUUGAUCUGGCAGAGCAAUACUCAGAAAAGCUAGCCUACAUGCCCAACACCUUCUUUAUUGGAGAUCAUGCCAACAUGUUCCCACACCUGAAGAAAAAGGCUGUGAUCGACUUCAAGUCAAAUGGACACAUUUACGAUAAUAGAAUUGUUCUGAAUGGUAUUGAUCUGAAGGCAUUCCUGGACAGCCUGCCUGAUGUCAAAGUAGUGAAGUUGAAAUGUCCUGAUGGUGGAGACAACUCUGAUACAAACUCUGCACUUUCAAUGCCUGUUGUUCCAAUGAAUACUGCAGCUGAAGCCAUUAUCAACAUGAUCAACCAAGGGCAAAUCCAGGUCACAAUCAAUAACUUCACAGUCAGCAAUGGACUGGCAACAACACAAAUCAACAACAAGGCAGCAACUGGAGAGGAGGUACCACGCACAAUCAUCGUUACAACACGGUCACAAUAUGGCUUGCCAGAAGAUGCUAUUGUUUAUUGCAACUUCAACCAGCUUUAUAAAAUUGAUCCAUCUACCCUGCAAAUGUGGGCCAGUAUCCUAAAGCGGGUUCCUAACAGUGUGCUGUGGCUACUUCGAUUCCCUGCAGUGGGAGAACCCAACAUUCAACAGUAUGCCCAGAGCAUGGGACUAUCUGCUAACCGUAUUAUAUUUUCACCUGUCGCCCCAAAAGAGGAGCAUGUGAGGCGGGGACAGAUGGCCGAUGUUUGCCUGGACACUCCACUCUGUAAUGGACACACCACGGGAAUGGAUGUACUCUGGGCAGGGACACCAAUGGUGACUAUGCCAGGUAUGUGUAACGGGGAAACACUGGCAUCCCGUGUUGCUGCCUCACAGCUGAUGUGUUUGGGAUGUCCAGAACUGAUUGCAAAGACCAGACAAGAGUAUGAGGAUAUUGCUGUUAUGUUGGGCACAGAUAUGGAAUAUCUGAAGAAGAUCCGAGGAAAGGUGUGGAAACAAAGAGUGAGCAGCCCGCUGUUCAACACCAAACAAUAUACUAUGGAUCUGGAGCGCCUUUACACACAGAUGUGGGAGCAUUAUGCUGCAGGCAACAAACCAGAUCAUAUGAUCAAGCCACUUAAAGCUAUGGAGACAAAUGAAACUGCUUGAACUUGCUCCAUUGUUGGAGCCUUGUGACUUUGACAUGAGAAUACUGAUCUGCAUCCUCCGCUCCAAUGACCCAUCACAUACAGAUUGUUUUGAGUGUUUUUUUUGAGACAAGUCAAAUUCUGGCAAUAACACAUUUUCAUGCUAUCCCAGAGUGACUCUUCAAAGAUUGAACCCUGUUAUUGAAAGAUUGUUGGAGUUGAACCAAGCUGAAAUAGGUUGUACACCAUUGCAGUAACACAACCUCUGAUUUAAAUUGAGUAACGGUAUUCUUUAUAGAGGUGAAUCUGAAAAUAUUUGUAAUGCUACUUAGUCAGAACUUCACAUUAAUGAUUAGAAGAUAAAAGUCUGAUAUUACCAUCUCAUCGCUACUCAAAUAGCAGAGACUUCCUUUUGAAUGUCUGAAGGCCUGAUUGCUGGAUGGGUUCAUUAAGGCCUUAGACUAACUCUUUAAAGAGGUGUUGUUAUGUUUUAAUGUCCCUGUCAAAUUAUUUUUAUAAAUCAUAGAGGCUCCUUUUCUUGUCAGUCUUUGUGCUCUCUGCCUUUUCAGGCUUUUUAGUUGCAACGUCAUUGUACUUCUGUUGGAAACUGCUUUCCACAUUGAAAAGGAAUUGUGUCAAAUGACAAUGUAUGUCUGUAUUGCUUAUUUGUUCCAGUUCUUCAAGUGAUGCAGCAGGGUGCAAAUUACCAGUUGCCUUGUGUUGGCUGGAGAAUGUAUUUCACCGUGUGUCAGAUACAAACUCAAGUGAUGCAAUGGAAUGCAUUUCCUUAUUUGGCCCACAUAAGCAUGAGUGAGGAUGUAGUAUGUGUUUCUAUGCAUGACCAUGCAGGUGUAAUAAUUGUAGAAAGUAGCAGUGCUACAACUGUCGCUGAGGUCUGGAAUUAAGUUUUGGAAACUGGCCUAUUGCCGAACAGUUUGGGAAAAAUUAAAACCAGUCUGGAGAAUGGUUGCUCUUCCUCACUAAAUGAACUCAUUUGAUUUUUGUAGGAUCAUUUUGUGAAGGGCUAAGGAUUCUCUUUGCCCCCCCAGGUAAGUAUCUCAUCAGUUAUUAUUAUGUAGACUUAGCAAUUUUGUGUGAUUUUUAGCCAAAUAAUAUUUAGUGAUGACUCCUUUUGCACCUGUACUGACAUAUGUUUAAAAAAAAAUUGUUGAUGUUUUUGGAAGAUUUUCUUUUGCUGUCAUUCAAGUUACUUGCUCAAAAGUAUAACAGAGUUGCUUUGAGUUUAUUCUCAGGUCUGUGUCAAAAAUCACUUCAAUUUGAUCCCUCAACACUUUAAUGUAACAUUAGGUUUGCUGGGAGCACCAAGUAGGAUGAUUGUAAAUACUUACAUUAAACUGUCCCUCUUCUGCCUGAUCGCCCACACCUCCUGUGGAGUGCAAUUGAACAAAGUGAACGUGUUUGUUUUAUAUGUAAUGAAACCAGAUCAUUUGCAACUGAUAGAAUCCCAUACAUCUUUAUUGAAAGAAGACAUAAUGUCUGGUUUAUGAUGGUCAGUGGGUUAAUAAAAUAUUGAUUUUUUUUUUAUUUAAAACAAAUAAAAUAAACAAUGGAUGGUGAUACUGAAGUUGGGAGAGGCGGCAACAAAGGCAGGUGAGCAUUUUCUGAAAGAAUCUCAUUUCAUUGGGUCUGAUGGCAACUUUGCAAUAUCUGAGGUGGAAUUUUUUAUUAUUAACUGCUGCGUGCUUAGAUUUAUUUUGGUUAAUUUUUCCAUUUUUUCCUAUAGUGUCAGCUAUUUUAACAUGCCUCUAACAUUUUAUUGGUACAGACAUUGAGACCUCCAAUAUUUGCAUUGUCUGGAUUUCAGGCUGUUUAUGUAUGAAGCUGUAAAUACAUGUGAAUGAGAAUCUAAUGUAUCUCUGUGUACAAUUAUAAAGCAGCUGGAUGCUUUACUGGA
Messenger RNA from Carcharodon carcharias (great white shark), 5329 nucleotides. Its product is annotated as UDP-N-acetylglucosamine--peptide N-acetylglucosaminyltransferase 110 kDa subunit. The record is from RefSeq and is a predicted model, not a curated record. The transcript has 22 exons. Lineage: Eukaryota; Metazoa; Chordata; Chondrichthyes; Lamniformes; Lamnidae. Gene Ontology annotation, molecular function: protein binding; protein N-acetylglucosaminyltransferase activity. Gene Ontology annotation, biological process: protein O-linked glycosylation. The coding region runs from base 308 to 3436 and encodes 1042 amino acids.